AUGAUUCCCUCGAUACGAGCACUCAAGCCGGCUCUCAGAUUACAAAGCCCCUCUACCCGACUGAUAUAUCGAGACCGAUUCCCAUUACACUCCCAGAGCCUGUUAUACCGAAAUACCCGUAUCUCGAGCGCACCUUUCAGUUCUUCUCAAAUCCGAAAGCUCUCCAACCAGACCCCACCAUCCGAUAAGAAGCCGGAAUCAGAAAACAACUCCACUGAGGGGCGUCCCAACGAAAAAAGCCAGGAAACCCAACAGGAGAAGGAAAGCAAAGAGGAGAAGAAUCAACAGAGCGGCAAUAAAGGACAAGAUGGACCGAAAUCAGAUCGACAAGGCCAAAGCCAGGACAACUUCAAUGGUUUCCCAGGUGGUCCUUUCCAAGGUCAAGGUGGCAAGGGUGCCAAAGCCGAGUUCAAAAUGGAUUUACCGUCGCUAGUCACAUCCGCUGUCGUCUCAUAUAUCCUAUACCGAACCGUCGUCCCUGGAGAGAAUUCACGAGAAAUCACUUGGCAAGAGUUCCGGACAACUUUCUUUGACAAAGGCCUCGUCGACAAACUGACCGUUGUAAACCGUCAACGGGUCAAAGUCAGUCUUCAUAGGGAUGCAGUCUCUCGAGUCUACCCCGAUUCGAACCCUGCUGCAGGAAACAGCGUUUAUUACUUUAGCAUAGGGUCAGUCGAGGCGUUUGAGCGAAGAUUGGAUGACGCGCAACGGGAGCUUGGAAUUCCUAGCUCGGAACGUAUACCGGUGGCCUACAAAGAUGAGAUAUCAUGGUUCGGAACGUUUUUAUCAUUCGGCCCUACAUUGCUACUUCUGGGUAGUAUCUACUGGUUUUCUAGACGGGCUGGAAGCAGCGGUUCGCAGAGUGGUAUCUUCGGUAUCGGAAAGAGCAGAGCAAAACUCUUCAAUCACGAAACGGAAAUCAAGACAAAGUUCAAGGAUGUGGCUGGUAUGGAUGAAGCAAAGGAAGAAAUCAUGGAAUUCGUGAAGUUCCUCCAAGAGCCCGGAAUCUACAAAAAAUUAGGUGCCAAAAUCCCACGCGGAGCUAUUCUUUCCGGCCCACCCGGUACCGGUAAAACAUUGCUCGCCAAAGCCACCGCGGGAGAAGCAAAGGUACCAUUUUUCAGCGUCAGCGGUUCAGAAUUCGUGGAGAUGUUCGUGGGUGUGGGUCCAUCUCGUGUUCGAGAUCUCUUUGCAAAGGCUAGGAAGAACGCACCUUGCAUCAUCUUCGUGGACGAAAUCGAUGCAAUCGGCAAGUCCAGAGCUAAAUCCAACUUCAGCGGUGGAAAUGACGAACGGGAGAGCACGUUGAACCAGCUUCUCACGGAGAUGGAUGGAUUUAAUACUUCUGAACAGGUCGUAGUGCUGGCUGGUACAAAUAGACCUGAUGUCCUUGACAAGGCUCUCAUGCGUCCUGGCAGAUUCGAUCGUCACAUCGCUAUCGACCGUCCUACAAUGGAGGGAAGGAGGCAAAUCUUCUUGGUACAUCUGAAGCGUAUUGUCACAAAUGAAAACUUGGAUGAUCUAUCUGGUAAACUAUCGGCCCUUACUCCUGGUUUCUCUGGUGCGGAUAUCGCAAACUGUGUCAACGAAGCCGCCCUUAUUGCUGCCCGAAAACAAGCCGAUUCCGUAGCCUUGAUUUACUUUGAACAGGCUAUUGAGCGUGUCAUUGGCGGUCUGGAAAAGAAAUCGUUGGUCUUGUCUCCUGAAGAAAAGAAAACUGUUGCAUAUCACGAGGCUGGCCAUGCUGUCUGCGGAUGGUACCUCAAGCACGCCGACCCUCUUCUGAAAGUAUCCAUCAUCCCUCGAGGACAAGGUGCCCUCGGAUACGCCCAAUACUUGCCACCCGGUGACUCGUACCUCAUGAAUGUCUCCCAACUAAUGGACCGUAUGGCCAUGACCCUCGGCGGUCGUGUCUCCGAAGAACUACACUUCGAAACCGUCACCAGCGGAGCCAGCGACGACUUCAACAAAGUUACAAGAAUGGCCACUGCCAUGGUCACCAAAUGGGGCAUGUCGAAGGAUAUCGGAUACCUCUACUUCGAGGAAGAUCCAAACCAACUGCAUAAACCAUUCUCGGAGGAAACAGCACGCAAAAUAGAUCUGGAGGUCAGAAGGCUAGUCGAUCAAGCCUACGAACAGUGCAGAAGUCUGUUGGUCGAGAAGAAGCAUGAAGUUGGAUUGAUUGCUGAGGAGCUGUUAUCGAAGGAGGUCCUCGGCCGCGAUGACAUGAUCCGUAUCCUCGGUAAACGUCCAUGGGAAGAACGAGACAAGCAAUUUGAAAAGUACUUCCAUCCAAAGGAAUCCAGCGCUCCACCACCACCCGCCACCGAAAUGCCACCUGAACCUGAACCUCGACCGCUAUCUACUUAA
Orbilia oligospora ATCC 24927 is the source of this 2370-nucleotide messenger RNA. RefSeq lists its product as uncharacterized. The record is from RefSeq and is a predicted model, not a curated record. Gene Ontology annotation, biological process: mitochondrial protein processing; protein-containing complex assembly. Bases 1 to 2370 code for a protein of 789 amino acids. The transcript has 5 exons. Gene Ontology annotation, cellular component: membrane; m-AAA complex. NCBI's taxonomy places the organism in Eukaryota, Fungi, Ascomycota, Orbiliomycetes, Orbiliales, Orbiliaceae. Gene Ontology annotation, molecular function: ATP binding; ATP-dependent peptidase activity; metalloendopeptidase activity.